Somion occarium is the source of this 512-nucleotide messenger RNA. The record is from the annotation of a GenBank genome assembly. NCBI's taxonomy places the organism in Eukaryota, Fungi, Basidiomycota, Agaricomycetes, Polyporales, Cerrenaceae.
AGCCACUAUGCUUUCAGCGGUCUGCACACCAUAGUCCUCCUCUAUCUGCUGACCUUCUCCUUCAAUGUCUUCUGGCCUACGGUCCCCUCAGACCCCGCGAUCAAGCGCAUCCUCUCCUAGACCGACAUUUGACACCGACUUGCUUCGAGCCUAUGUCAAGAAGUUGCUCCAGACUACUCUACAGUCCGCCACUUGGCCGGAACCUCGCGAACGAGAUCGUGUGAAGGGUUGGAUAAAGGAGAUAGGCGAACGAGUUAAAGAACGAAUGUUAGAAAUUCAACCGAGAGGCUUUAAAUACGUUGUCAUGACCCAAAUCAACGAGAACCUCGGACAAGGCGGAAGGGCGGAUAUGGUGUGUCACUGGGAAGAUUCGGACGUUGUUACACAAGAAGUAUUCUAUAAUGACUCUAUCAUCUGUAUCUGUGUUGCAUUCGCUAUUCGGACAGUAUGAGAUAUUGCACCCUCUCUAUACCCCGUUCUAUCGCAAUUAUAUCCUCUCCUUAAAUUUCUGG